ACUACAAGUGGAAAAGGGAAAGGAAGAAGAAGAAGAAGAGAAGAAAAGGAAAGAAGAAGAGGAAAAGGGACAGAAGGAGACUACAAGUGGAAAAGGGAGAGGAAGAAGAAGAAGAAGAGAAGAAAAGGAAAAAAGAAGAGGAAAAGGGACAGAAGAAGACUACAAGUGGAAAAAGGAGAGGAAGAAGAAGAAGAAGAAGAAGAAGAAGAAGAGAAGAAAAGGAAAGAAGAAGAGGAAGAGGGACAGAAGAAGACUACAAGUGGAAAAGGGAGAGGAAGAAGAAGAAGAAGAAGAAGAAGAAGAGAAGAAAAGGAAAGAAGAAGAGGAAAAGGGACAGAAGAAGACUACAAGUGGAAAAGGGAGAGGAAGAAUAUAAAGAAGAAGAAGGAGAAGAAAAUUAAGAUACAGGAAAGAAAAAGUAAAAAAAACGAUAAGAAGAAGAAAAACAACAACAAGACGAGAAACGUAAAAUAUAAACAAAAGAAAAAAGAAGAAAAAGAGGAAAGAAAGUAAAAGCGAAGAAGAAGAAGAAGAGGAGGAAGAAGAAGAAGAAGAAGAUGAAAUACUAGAAUAACAAACAGAAUAAGAGAAAAAUACAAAAGUAGAGAAAAAAAUUGCAAAUAAUAAUAAUAAUAAUAAUAAUAAUAAUAAUAAUAAUAAUAAUAAUAAUAAUAGUGAAGAUGGUGUUGAUGCCGAUUCUCCUGGCGUUCUCGGAGCCAUGUGACUUUGAGCUGUGUUUCGUGGGCCAGGACUGUCACCGCAUCCCCAGCAUCCUCGGCGCCACCUACGGCAUGCAGACAAAACGGCUCGACCUCUCCUACAACGCCAUCAGGUCCUUGGAUGGGCUGGACCGCUUCCCGUACUUAGAGGAGCUCGUGCUGGACAACAACUUCAUCGAUGACGCCGUGGAGCUCCCUCGCCUGGACACCCUGCACACGCUCUCCCUCAACAAGAACAAGGUGAAUGACUUGUCUCGGCUGCUGGACCAGGUGAGCGAGCGCUUCCCCAACCUUCGUUACCUGAGCCUGCUGGGGAACAAGGCGUGCCCCGACCAGCUCACGGGCGACGCGGCGGACGAGAAGGACUACACAAGCUACAGGUUGUACGUCCUUCACCGUCUCCCCAAGCUAAGGUUCCUGGACUCAACCGCCGUCAGGAGGAGCGAGGCGAGGGAGGCGAGGAAGAGGGGCUCGCUGGCGAGGGGUGGGCGCGCCACCUCCGCCCCCCCGCCCUCCCUGCUGGCCAAGACGGGAGAUGACGGGUUGAUGUCCACGCAGCCCUCCCUCCAGUGCAGCCUCCCCAGCUCCCCCGUCAGCCCCCCCGCCUCCUCUCCCUUCCACGGCCCCCCAGACCCCCCUCUCACCCCCCCAGCCAAGGAGAUGAACGGCGCGACGCCCACCACCCACGCCCCCCUCACCGCACGCCACACAGGUUCCCAGGCCAUGAUGACCCGCCAGCAGUCCGUCACCCUCUCCGAUGCAACCCUGAGACACACAAACUGCUGAUCACGUCCCUUUUGUAAGACGAUGGUGAAGGAAAGUGACCUCGAAUUUAAGGGGUGACAGUAGAUAAAGGAAAGGCCGAGGGACGAAAACGAUGAAGGCAACAACGAAAAGAAACGAAUGAGCGGAAGGGGAAGAGGAAAGGAAAGGAAAGGAACAGAAAAUAAACAAAAAAAUACGAAUGACCGGAAGAGGAAAGGAAAGGAAAGGAACAGAAAAAAAUAAGAAUGACCGGAAGAGGAAAGGAAAGGAACAGAAAAUAAACAAAAAAAUACGAAUGAGCGGAAGAGGAAAGGAAAGGAAAGGAACAGGAAAUAAAAAAAAACGAAUGACCGGAAGAGGAAAGGGAGGAGCAAGAGGAAAAGGAGAGGAAAGGAACAAAAAAAAUGAAUGACCGGAAGAGGAAAGGGAAGAAGAAGAGGAAAGGGAAGAGGAAGAGGAAAGGGAAGAGGAAGAGGAAAAGAUGAGGAAAGGAACAAAAAAAAUGAAUGACCGGAGGAGAAAAGGCAGGAAAACAAACAAACAAACAAAUUAACGAAAGACGAAUAAAUGAAAGGAAUAAAAAAAUAAUCGGCAGAAAAUAAAAACGAGGAUGGAAGGAAAAAAAAAGAAAA
Eriocheir sinensis (Chinese mitten crab) is the source of this 2116-nucleotide messenger RNA. RefSeq names its product leucine-rich melanocyte differentiation-associated protein-like. Gene Ontology annotation, molecular function: protein binding. Gene Ontology annotation, biological process: melanocyte differentiation. The coding region runs from base 681 to 1505 and encodes 274 amino acids. Lineage: Eukaryota; Metazoa; Arthropoda; Malacostraca; Decapoda; Varunidae. The transcript is spliced from 7 exons. The record is from RefSeq and is a predicted model, not a curated record.